CUUCAGUACAAAUCAAUCAGGAUUCAGGGCAGGGCAACAUCGCACAAGCCUUGGCAAGACUGCAAUGGCGGCCGGAGGAGACCUGCGGCUGUUGGGCUCGUGGUACAGCCCGUACGUGAUCCGCGUCAAGAUGGCGUUGGGGUUGAAGGGGCUGAGCUACGAGUACACCGAGCAGGACCUCUUCAACAAGAGCGACCUCCUGCUGAGGUCCAACCCGGUGCACAAGACGGUGCCCGUCCUCAUCCACGGCGGCCGGCCAGUGUGCGAGUCGCUCGCCAUCGUGCAGUAUGUCGACGAGGCCUGGGCGGGGAUCGGGCAUCCUCUCCUCCACGCCGACGCCCACGACCGCGCCACGGCUCGCUUCUGGGCGGCGUACAUCGACGACAAGUUUUUCCAGUCUUGGAGGGCACUGUCCUGGUCGACGACGGAGGAGAAGAGAACAGAGGCGUUCAAGAACGCCAUCCCUGUGGUGGAGACGUUGGAGAGAGCCUUCAGAGAGUGCUCCAAGGGGAAGGCCUUCUUCGGCGGUGACAUCGUCGGGCUCGUGGACGUCGCGCUCGGGAGCUUCCUGGUGGGGAUCAAGGUGGUGGACGAGGUGAACGGCACCAACCUUCUUGACGAGGUCAACUUCCCGGGCCUGGCCGCGUGGGCGGAGCGUUUCUUGGCCGUGGACGCCGUCAAGGAGGUGAUGCCGGACGCAGAGAAGCUCUUGGAGCAGUACAAGGGGUUUCUGGCUAAAUGGAUUGCUUCUGGCUGAACACACUGUUUGCCUACUCACUUGGACCCGAAUCCGUAGGAUUCAUUUCAGACAUGGCUCUUAACAAUUUAGUACUUGUACUUCGAGAUGUAUUUGGUGUCACUGAGAUGUGAUUUUGUCUAAUAAGAACUGCAAAAUGGCGAGACAUUGUUCUA
Messenger RNA from Phragmites australis (common reed), 912 nucleotides. RefSeq names its product probable glutathione S-transferase GSTU6. Gene Ontology annotation, cellular component: cytoplasm. Bases 65 to 757 code for a protein of 230 amino acids. The record is from RefSeq and is a predicted model, not a curated record. The transcript is spliced from 2 exons. Gene Ontology annotation, biological process: glutathione metabolic process. Gene Ontology annotation, molecular function: glutathione transferase activity. Lineage: Eukaryota; Viridiplantae; Streptophyta; Magnoliopsida; Poales; Poaceae.